AAGAGGAAGAUGGCUCGUACUAAGCAAACGGCUCGAAAAUCGACUGGCGGGAAAGCGCCCCGCAAGCAGCUGGCCACUAAGGCGGCUCGGAAAAGCGCUCCUGCCACCGGUGGCGUGAAGAAACCUCACCGCUACCGCCCUGGCACGGUAGCUCUGCGGGAGAUCCGCCGGUACCAAAAGUCCACGGAGCUGCUGAUCCGGAAGCUCCCUUUCCAGCGACUGGUGCGGGAGAUCGCGCAAGACUUUAAGACCGACCUCCGUUUCCAGAGCUCGGCUGUGAUGGCUCUGCAGGAGGCCAGCGAGGCUUACCUGGUGGGGCUGUUCGAGGACACCAACCUGUGCGCGAUCCACGCCAAGAGAGUCACCAUCAUGCCCAAGGACAUCCAGCUGGCGCGCCGCAUCCGCGGAGAGCGGGCUUAA
This is a messenger RNA of Pogona vitticeps (central bearded dragon), 420 nucleotides long. RefSeq names its product histone H3. Gene Ontology annotation, cellular component: nucleosome. The record is from RefSeq and is a predicted model, not a curated record. NCBI's taxonomy places the organism in Eukaryota, Metazoa, Chordata, Lepidosauria, Squamata, Agamidae. Gene Ontology annotation, molecular function: structural constituent of chromatin; DNA binding; protein heterodimerization activity.